Molecule: messenger RNA, 4179 nt
Organism: Acipenser ruthenus (sterlet)
Lineage: Eukaryota; Metazoa; Chordata; Actinopteri; Acipenseriformes; Acipenseridae
Product: gremlin-1-like
Exons: 2
Coding region: 242-826 (194 amino acids)
Biological process (GO): animal organ morphogenesis
Molecular function (GO): BMP binding; receptor ligand activity
Source: RefSeq, a predicted model, not a curated record
UUGAAAAAAAAAGGUGUGCCCUAACAAAUGGUUCUAAUAAAACUGACCGUGUAAAAUAAGAGUUAGUCCUGCAACUUUAGCACUGUGAUAUAAAAAGAUUAUUCACACCGCACGCAUGAAGCUGCUUCAUUGUGAAAGGGUUACGAGAUGUAGUAUUCUAUACUGUUAAAGACCAAUAGCGAAUGUUUUCACAGUACCACCUACCAUCAGCGAUGCAAAUGUGGAAUUGAAUUCGUUCCAAAUGAAUUCCAAGCUUUCAGACAGGAUGAUCCGUGGUGUUCACUUUGCCUGUGUCCUCAUCUUGGUGUUUGGGUUGCUCUUGGUCCAUGGUGAGGGAAAAAAGAAGAACAGAGGUUCUCAAGGAGCGAUACCCCCUCCGGAUAAAAGCAAACCCAAUGAGUCCGAACAGCAUCGACCUCCGCCUCAGCCUCAACCGGACUCGAGGUCAGGGGGAACGGACUGGGGUACUGCCAUGCCCGCUGAGGAGGUGCUCGAGUCCAGCCAAGAAGCUCUGCACGUCACGGAGCGCAAAUACCUGAAACGGGACUGGUGCAAGACGCAGCCGCUGAAGCAAACUAUCCACGAGGAGGGAUGUAACAGCCGCACCAUUAUUAAUCGGUUUUGCUAUGGCCAAUGCAAUUCAUUCUAUAUUCCCAGGCACGUCCGCAGGGAAGAAGGCUCCUUCCAGUCUUGCUCCUUCUGUAAGCCCAAAAGAUUCACUACAAUGACUGUCACUCUCAACUGCCCCGAAUUGCAGCCCCCUACGAAACGAAAAAGGAUCCAGCGCGUCAAACAAUGUCGUUGUAUUUCCAUAGAUCUCGACUAGAUCAUCCGUUCUACUUUGUCAAAUUAUUUGAGGGCAUACAACUCUGUAUUGUGUAUAGGGGGUCCUUAAUCAACCGCAUUUAUAUACAUUGUAAAGGGACAAUACGGGGAUUGAAUUUUAGAAACAUUAUCUAAUAUAAUAAGAACUAUUCCAAACUAACCGACAGUUUCGAUUGAAGACAAAACUGGUCCCUGAGUAAUGACCUAAUCAAGAUCAUUAGCUGUGCUACAGGGCAUUCAACAUAUGACCACAUUCACAAAGAGUACAGUGUUUGUUCAAUGAGAAGCAUUAUAUGAACCAUUCAUUCGUUAGUCCCAUUACUAUUGCUCAAUAUCGCUGCGUUUGCGCCACCAGGCACUGAAUUUACAAGCUACACAGUUGCUUUUACAAAGUCCAUUCACACACAGUGUAUUGUAAAACGUGUCAUCACCAGCUCAUUGAUAAAUGUGUUGGAAAGGCUAAUAAUACUUUACAAGCGCUCUGGAGCGGGGUGCAGCUUUGUUUCGUAAACUAUAGCAUCCAGCAUCACACCAUUUUAUUUUAUUUUGUUGUAUUUUAUUUGGAUUUAAAUAUUUACUGGUGAUUUGGUAGUUUCCACUGUGUGGAAUGUGAAUAGUUAACAAAGUGAUAUGGAUAUUUAAUGUAAUUAUGUCUGAAUUGUAUAUCGUUAAUAUGAAUGUUAUAUGCGCUUACUUCGGUUAAAUAUAUCUAUACAAUUCCGUUUCAAUGAAUUCAGAGGGGGAAAAUGGGGGUAAUCAUUACUCGACAGUGCACACAAACACAUGAGUUGAUUCGUCUAGUGUUGGUGGUAGUUGGCUCUAACAAUUCUAAGCAAGAUAUUGUACGGAUGGUACAUUAUACUUUUUGGCUUGUAAGUUUUGUCAUAAUAUCAAUAAGGGGAUGCUUAUUUUAAGAUUAAAAACUGUAAAGGCGUAUACAAUGUAAAUAAACACACUUCUCCAUUCAAAAUAUGUAGAAGGGGGAUAUUGAUUUGUAUUAUGUGCUUCAUUAGAAAUAUGUUAUAUUUGGACCUGUAGUCUUUGUAACAAACACGAUUUGCAACAUUGCAGGUAGAACUACUGCUACCGCUAAUAUGGGAUGGGUCUUGAAUUGUUUUUAGUGGGUUUCGUGUUAACACAAAUAAAAAAAACGCUUCAAAACGCUGGGCUCAGUUUUCUUCCUGCCUUGAGCUAAUCUCUUGCUGGGACUCCACCAACCUCACCCUGGUGGAUACUUUCCGUCGUUAAAGUAUUUAAUUUAUAAAAGGAAUGAGACACCAGCCUCUCUGCAACCUCAACAAUGACUUCAGACAAUAUCCAUCGACUACAUACUACACACCAGCGCUCUCCCUCUUAUUAUAUAUUGCCUAAAUAGUGCUGUCGGUAUUACGCGCAGAUUGAGAAUACCUCCAUUGGCCGUCCAACCUGACUAAUGAAUUGUGAUGUUUAGGUACACUGACAACCAAAUAAAGCUUUCACAAUAACCUUCACGACUAGCAUAACAGUGCAUGGGUACAUCAAUAUUACACGGAAUAUCCACUUGUAUUUAUUAUUCUCUUCGAUAAUAAAUCUACAGUCUUAUACCUGUCACAAUCUUAUAAGGAGGAUUUUCAUCUUUCUGUGUCAUUUAAAGUUUUGCAGUCCAUAGACUGCACUUCCAGUUUUACAUGUAUCUAGAGAACUGCCUGUCUAAUUGGGAUGAAGCUUGAAAAGAACAUUCUUUAGCACAAGUAUUUUGUUUUAGUAAAUCAUGAUUGCGGGGUACACAGAGGCAUCUUUUGCUAUGUCUGAGAAGCGCAUGCAAUUGUGAUGAAACUUGGUCUGGGCAUGCUUCAGAAAAAGCUAUUAAGAGAGUCGGAAUCUGAAAGCAUAUGUCUAUAUGUCAGUUACAUCUUUACAUGUGCAGUGGUGACUGUGUGAAACGCUUAUAGGAUAUGCUUAUCCUUCAAGGGAAUCAUUUAUACACAUAUAAAGGUAGGCACAGUUUAUCCUUUAUCCUCCAGAGUGCAUUUAUUAAGCCUUACUUCUGGAACUUUACAAUUUACAUAAAAAAUCUUCAACUCUCCAUGAUCCGAGCAGCAAAAAACAUUACUAAGGCUAAUUGGGGGGGUGUGUCUUAUCUAUGCUGAGUACAAGUUUCUGUAAUCAGCACCUCACAUGACCAAAGGCCUUAUUUUGGCCUACAGAAUGGUAACAAAUAAGACUGCAUUAAAUUAUUUAAACUAGAUUUUUAAUGACAUUUCACCGAAUACACCCAGCACGGUUUUUAACCAACUUCCACAAGACCUCAAUAAUGAGUGAGCAUGUAGUUUGUUAAAGAAUACACAGGUUACACUUUUCACAUUUAGGUGAAUUGUGACAUCACACAUUCUAAGAAGUGAAUUUGCAUUCAGAACGGGUCUUUAUUUCUACACACAAACAAUCUGUGAAAAAACAUCUGGUUAUGAUUGACUGAGGUCACUAUCACUGUCACCAACUGAAGGAUUGUAGCCAAUCAUAUUGUGGCACAAGUGCUACUGUUAAUCAGUCAGUGCAGUCAUAACAUCCUAGAUUGAUUAUUUUAGAUACUGUCUCUGAAUGGCAUUGCCAGUAUCAAAUAGAGUUAUUAGCUGUCUUGUCCUUAUCCAGACCACAGAAAAUCCAUUUGGUCUACAUGAUGUAGCAAAGACCACAUAUGAAUAUGACAAUUUGGUAUAAACACAACAAUCUAAAAGUGAGAUAUGGAUUUCCAUGAAUCCAAAGGCUGUGAUUUUGAAAAUAAAUGGCAUUGAAGAUUUUCUAUUAUAAAAUGGUUGGCUAUUAAUAUAUCCAAACUCUUAUUUCAAAACCACAUUUAAACCUCACAGCUUCUUCCCACUUCAGAUGUUUCAUGCAGCAUACACAUUUAUUGUUAAUCUGUUUCAAGUCAAACUGAAUUGAGGCUAAUGACCACAUGAAUUGUGCAGCUUCUGUUAACACCACAUUUCAGGACUAUGGACAGAGGAAACCUUAGUAGUUCUUAUUAACCCCAUGCUUAUUCUGGGUCGUGAGUACUGAAAGACAAGGUGAAUACGACCAGGUCCAGUAAGAUUCAAUUGUAAUACACUGAAACCUUCUCCAAGGCUACCUCAGUACACAGGGAACCACACAGUUAAGGCUUAUAUGGGGAGUCUCAAUUCCAUUGACUUCAAUGGUACUAUACCUUCAAUAUAUAUAUAUAACAUUUUGUUGGCCCCUUGACUGGCCCUAAUAGAAAGGUUUCACUGUAUUUUGAAUAGAUCACAAUCACUUGUGGCAAGCUGGGAGACAAAGCCAGCAAGAUCACAAUACAAUAUGUUAUUAUUAUUAUUAUUAUUUAUUUCUUAGCAGACGCCC